CAUUGCAAAGACGUCCUGGUCGGGUGUAAUGUCUUGGUCAGAACAGACGUGGCGCUGUUGAACACACCGACCCGACUCACGCACGCAUUCUCUCUCCGCUUGGAGUGUGUUGGAGACCACCAUGGGGAGUUGAGAGGGCAAGCCUGAACGGUUGUUUUCUUUCACGUUUAAUUACCUCAAAGCUGUCCUUAUGCCGCGUUUCACAGACUGCUGUUCUCGCCACUGUCCCCGAUGCGGUGGAAAACGGGGUGCGGGAUUUCAGAUACAGGAGUAUUCUACGUCUUCAUCUGUUCUCGAGGUCUGGGUGUGACUGGAACCCUGUCUAGUGGUUCCCAGCCAGAGACAUGAGUGUGGUCCCAGACCCACAGGGGGCAUACAGAGGGGUGGUAGGCGGGGGCGACCACAUGGGUUGUGGAGGGAUUGGGGUGCACCCCCACAGCCACUUCACGGAGGACGCCCCCCGACCCCCCGUCCCCGGAGAAGAGGGAGGCGACCGGGAACCCCACCUUAACCGUCACCUCUCCUCCGGACACGGAGGCUGCCCGCGGCCCCCCAGCCAGUCCUCCUACUACCACCCCUCCAAAACGGAGCCCUCCUUCCGCGGCAGUGAGCCCCCCGCCACCCCGACGCCGAGGCGCCCCGACCUGGACCUGGGUUACGAGCCGGAGGGCAGCGCCUCGCCGACGCCGCCCUAUCUGAAGUGGGCCGAGUCGCUCCACUCUCUCCUGGAUGACCAGGAGGGCAUCCAGCUGUUCCGGGGCUUUCUGAUUCAGGAGGGCUGUGGAGACCUGCUGGACUUCUGGUUUGCCUGCUCCGGCUUCAGGAAGAGCAGUCAGGAGAAAAGGCCCAAGCUGGCGAAAGCCAUUUACAGGAAGUAUGUUCUGGAUGGUAACGGCAUCGUGUCCAGGCAAAUCAAACCGGCUACCAAGAGCUUCAUCAGAGACUGUGUGGUCAGACUGCACCUGGACCCAGCCAUGUUUGAACAGGCUCAGACAGAGAUCCAGAGCACCAUGGAGGACAACACCUACCCUCUGUUCCUCAAGUCUGACCUGUACCUGGAGUACACCCGGACGGGGGGUGAGAGCCCCAAGCCACCCAGUGACCACAGCUCAUCCUCGGGUACCGGACCAGGCCUGACUGGACCUGGAUACCUACCCACCCUCACCGAGGACGUGGAAUGGAGGUGCCGGGAGGAUGAGGAGGAGGAGGAAGAGGAAGAGGAGGACAGCAGAGAUACGCCGGCCAGCAGGCUGACUCAGAGGUUGCUAAUGGAGACGGCACCCCACAGAGUAUCGACCAGUCGGACAGCUGGGGACAGCCGUGAGUACAGGCCAUGCAGGGAGCCGGUGGUUAACCCCUACUACGUUAACAUGGGCUACGCCCACGCCCCGGCAACCAGCGCUAACGACAGCGAGCAGCAGAGCAUGUCCAGCGCCUCGGACGUGGAUACGCUGUCGCUCACGGACAGCAGUGUGGAUGGUAUUCCGCCCUACAGGUAUCGCAAGCAGCAUCGCAGAGAGAUGCAUGAAAGUGCCAAAGCCAAUGGGCGUGUCCCCCUGCCGCAUAUCCCCCGGACUCACCGCAUGCCCAAGGACAUCCACGUGGACCCGCAGAGGUUCGCUGCCGACCUCAUCAGCCGGCUGGAGGGAGUUCUGAGGGACAGGGAGGCCGAGGAGCGACUGGAGGAGAGACUCAAGAGGGUCCGAAUGGAAGAGGAAGGCGACGACGCGGACGUCUCCAUGGUGAACUCCCUCCCUCCGUACGGGAGCAAGCUCUCGGCCCCCUCGUCACUCCCGUCCCACUACGGCUCGAGGUACUCGGAGACGUCGUACAACGGCGUUCUGGCGCUGCACGACGCCCACGAGGAGAACCCGGAGUCCAUCUUGGACGAGCACGUCCAGAGGGUGAUGAAAACGCCCGGCUGUCAGUCGCCUGGCACGGGCAGACACUCGCCCAAGUCCCGCUCCCCCGACGGGGUGGGGUACCCUCACUCUGGGAGGCCCCAGGGCCCCCCCGGGGUCAAGGGUCACAAGCCAGGAGCCAAAGGAGGGGACCUUUCGGGGAUGGGAGCAGCGGUAUACCACCACAAGAACGGCCACCAUCACCCCCCCCCGGGAGGAGCCAAGCCCAAAGAGGCCCCGGCUGAGGAGACGCUGCCGGGUGGGGGCCCCCGGACGCUGGGAGGCCCUCUGUGGAACGGGGAGGCCCAUCACUACGCCACCGGCAAGGGCCGCAGCUACGCCGACGGGGCGGGGGCCACGGAGGGCAUGGGGUACAGCAGUAAGGGCAGCACCCUUUCAAAGCGCAGCUCUAAGAAGGGGGCGGAGCCAGCCGGUAAAUGUGAUGAGGGGCGUGUCCAGGAGGCCCAGGUACAACCGGAGGACCUGGAGAGGAAUCAGAAGAUCCUGCAGUGGAUGAUGGAGGGGGAGGCACUACGACAGAAGAAGAACACACACGGGAGUACCACGGGUUCCAGGAAGCCUGCGGAGGCGCUGAGGCCCAGCUCGGUGGAGCGUCCUGGGGCAGUGCACCCUUGGGUGAGCGCCCAGCUACGGAACAACGUGCAGCCCUCGCACCCUUUCAUCCAGGACCCCACCAUGCCCCCAAACCCGGCCCCCAACCCCCUCACCCAACUGGAGGAGGCUCGCAGGAGGCUGGAGGAGGAGAGGAGGAGGGCCGCGCUGCUGCAGGCUAAACAGAGGCACAAGUCGCUGAGCAGCAAGAAGCAGAUCCCUCCUUGUGAGAACGUCACGGUGGCCUACUACUUCUGUGGCGAGCCCAUCCCCUACCGCACCACGGUCAAAGGUCGCGUGGUGACCCUCGGGCAGUUCAAGGGGCUGCUCACCAAGAAGGGCUUCUACAGGUUCUACUUCAAGAAGGUGAGCGAUGAGUUUGACUGUGGCGUUGUGUUCGAGGAGGUCCGAGAGGACGACGCCAUCUUGCCCAUCUUCGAGGAGAAGAUCAUCGGCAAGGUAGAGAAGGUCGACUGAGCCAGGGAACAGGAAGUGGAGCCGAGAGGAAGUAGGAAGUGGAGGACUAAGAACUCUGAGGAAAGACUGAGCCGGAACGGUGGUUUGGAAGACGGGAGGAGGUACGGACGGACGGAAGAAUGCAGGGAGUGGAAAUGUGGGAAGAGAAGAGGGGAAUGUCCCAGAAGAAUCCAUCCUGCAGGGAGAAUGCGUUCAGGAAGUAGAGGCAGUGACAGCCUGACGGGGUGAAAAGCCGGCCUCUAAACAGUCUUCCACUUCUGCUCUGGAGGAGUUCUUCUUCCAGGUCGGGCCGCGGCUCGGGACGACCGAGGGUGGUGGCUGAGCUCCAUUCCGAAGUCUCCCUCCCUCCCCCGGCAGACCCUGACCACGGCCGAUUGUGUCCUGGGAGGUUUUCAUUAUUGAACGGGGCCGUCGCCGCCUCACGGACUUCGUGACGACAUGGCGAGGAACCCCCCAGGCCUCGUACUCCCCCGGCGGCGAUGUCAACGCGCUCCGCCGAAGACGACGAGGAAGACGAUGUUCUAGAACUCUUGUUUACUAAAGCUGCAUAUUUUUGAUACAACUCUGUGUCUGUGGAGAACAGGAGAAGUAGCCUUUUUAACGUGAACAAACUCUUGGUCAUUUUCCGUGUUGGGUUGUUGGGGGGUAGUGUACAGGUACUAGGUGGUUCUGUCGUUGUACGGGCUGUGACUGCGUUGCCAACGGCUCCCGGUUCCCUUAACGCCGAGCUUCGUUUGCCGCGCCCCGCGGACUCGGAUCAAGAACAGUGCCCCCUUGGGGAUCGGGGGCCGUUGACAAGCAGGCUGUGUGUUUCUAAACGAAGAAAGCUGGGCCAUGCCCCUUAAGUCAACCCCCCCCCCCCCUGAGAUGAUGCGCUGUUUGGUGUUGGGGCACUUCGUAGGGGCUGGGGUGUGCUUAGGGACAGGCCCUCCCCUGUUUUAUAUGUGUAAAGGUAUAUAUAUAUUAAAGCUAGCUGGUUGAGUCCUGUCAGGACCGCUGUUGUUUCCUAUUGAACUUCUCCAGGUGUGUCCCCUUCAACUCCCCAAGGCCACCCUGUUCCCUGUGUAGAGACCUACUGCGUGCCCUUAUAGGGUCUCCACCAAGGGAAUGGGGUGCUGUGUGCUAUGUGGAACCUGGAGUCUACAGAGGGAGACUGGUAGAACUGUCUUAGGAGCGGGUUCCUCUCCAAGCUCUGCCAAGGGAACCGCUGUGUCGGUUCCAUCUCAGGGCAUCCCGGAUUGUAUAGGCUCUGGCCCCGUUGAGUUAAAUGAUUAUAUGACCCCCACGGAGUCAAACCAAUAAUGUAUUCAUUACCCUUGUUUGCCGUCUUGGUUCUAGUCAGGACAGUCUGUCCCAAAAAUACUUUUAACCGGUUUGUGAUAGUAUUUCAAUUUAGAAAGUAAGGUUUUAAAAUGCAUCAGGAAGGAGAACAACUAUUGAGGUUAUAAAUAAUUCUGUGUAGAAAAUAAAAACGGUGAUGUUACAGUCUCAUUUACCAGCUGGUUCUGUCCACUCAGUUCUACAGAGUUCUGGGACACACAUGGGUUCCUAAGAGUCUUAUCUGUCCCAAAUAAGGUCACCAUUUUUUAUUUGCUUAUUUUUUCUCUCGCAAAUCCAUUUAAGUGGAAGUGGAUUUUUGUUUUUGCGAGAAGUAUAAGACGCACUAAAUAUCCGGAAGGUUCUGUGCAUUUAUUUAUUCUCUUGAUGGAUUGGGCCGCUGUGCGCGCUGAAGUUUUGUUUCAUGUCUUUAACUGCGAACCUGUAUGAUGGGCCGAAAUGUAUGGAGGCUGCUGCACCCGUUCCCCUGCUGUUACCGGAGUUAAACCACACUCCCGUGUUCAUUUAAAAAAAAAAAAAAAAAACUUUUCUUCAAAUAGCCUCAGAGAUUUUUCUUUUCUUUUAAACGCUGACAUCAGAAGUGUGAAGCAGAGAGGUGUGCUGCAGUGUUAAUUCUGUCAGAUCAGAUCACUGUGAGAAAAACAAAGGUGAGGGAAUAAUUCAGCAAAGAUGUUAGAGCUUGUAGAGAAUAAACACAUUAUCUGCACAGAAGCUUCUGGAUCUUUAGUUCCCCCAGGGUUCAAGAAGUCAUUACAACCACUUUGUAUUCAAAUCAGCCCCCGUGUGGGAACCGCUGGUCUAUCUAGUAUGAUCCGUUUCUAUUGUUAACUGAUCUGUGUAAACAGAUGUGAUGGAUCUUUGUAAACAGCCAAAGAACAUCAUAACGUGUCUGUGUUGUGAUGUCUCUCUCUUUGCUCUGUCUCACUCUGGUCUCUCUUUCCCUGGUCUCUCUCUCUCCUCCAGUCUCUCUUUCUCCUGUCUCCCUGUUCUUUCUCCAGUGUCUGUCUCUCUCUGGUCUCUCUCACUCUCUGGUCUCUCUUUGUUUCUGGUCGGCCUCUCUUUCCGGUUUCUCUCCGAUCUGUCUCCCUCUCCAGUUUGUACAGUUUAUGUCCCAUUAAAUGCAUCUCAGCCUGGUCCUCAUUGUUGACCCUGUGGAACCAUCUAGAAUGUGGAGUUACAUGUAUUUCUGGGGAACUGUUUGUUGUCCUAAAUGGCUCCCUAGCCCCUUGGUGCACUGCUUUUGCCCGGGACCUGUGGGGUCUGAUCAGAAAUACUGCACUCUGAAGGGACCAGGGUGGCAUUUGGGACAUAGGUACUGUUUGUGUCUCAGGUGGCCUACUAUUGGAGGAAGCAACUACUAGCUGAUCCUAGAUCUGCGGUUAGGAUUGGUGUCUAUUCGUCUUAUCCAAUACCUGUGGCUAGAUUAGUGUCUUACUCUUCAGGUUAGGGCUGGUCCUAGAUCUGUGAUUAGGUUAGGGCUGAUUCUAGACCUGUGGUUAGGUUAGUAUCUAAUUAAUCUGAUAAGGAUGGUGGAAUCGUAAGAUGAUCCUCAGUCUUUGGUUUAAGGAUCAGUUAUACCCUGGAUUUGUGCCAUCAUUCCAGUCCCAGUAGGCCAAACACAGCUUGGGACAGGAAGUGGCAGGUAGGGCUAUGACAUCACAAAUGAGUACCAGGCUACCAUAAAUGGUCUAGUAUAGAAAAAUCAUUGUAGGAAUAUUUUGUCAUUAAAUCCAAGAUGACGGACACUAUAUCCCCACUCUGAAUUAUGACACCUUAGUUUUUCCAUAAUUUCCAAGCAAGUUCUUAUUUUAUAUUGAAUUACUUUUACAAUGUGUAAAUGGACUAGUCAGUUUGUCUUUUUGUUUUAGUUUGUUUUUAAGACAUUUCCAUCGUGAAUUGCAUUUAAUGCCAUGUUAUGUGGUCGCAUGUGGGCGUCAUCCAAAAUGGCACCCAAUUCCUUAUGAAGCGCACU
Messenger RNA from Esox lucius (northern pike), 6300 nucleotides. RefSeq names its product axin-1. Gene Ontology annotation, biological process: negative regulation of canonical Wnt signaling pathway. The record is from RefSeq and is a predicted model, not a curated record. The coding region runs from base 345 to 2990 and encodes 881 amino acids. The transcript has 14 exons. NCBI's taxonomy places the organism in Eukaryota, Metazoa, Chordata, Actinopteri, Esociformes, Esocidae.